This is a messenger RNA of Callorhinchus milii (elephant shark), 723 nucleotides long. RefSeq lists its product as uncharacterized. Bases 1 to 723 code for a protein of 240 amino acids. The transcript has 6 exons. The record is from RefSeq and is a predicted model, not a curated record. NCBI's taxonomy places the organism in Eukaryota, Metazoa, Chordata, Chondrichthyes, Chimaeriformes, Callorhinchidae.
AUGACUGAGCCCCAUUACACCUGCACGUCGUGCCUAGAGAACCAUCCAGGCCGUUCGUCCUCACAAGCAUUUCCGGGGUUUUUUCUGGGAACUCAGGUUGACAAUUUCAACAAAAUAAUUCAGUUUGCUGAUCAGAGACUCCAGUUAAAUAAUUUGCAGAUUCUGAGGUUAGAGAAGAAAAACUCUGCUUUGUUAGCAGCUUUAAACAAGAAACGCACCAAAAAGUUAGCGCAUAAAGAGAGCAAGUCUUCAGGGUCCUUGAGUGACAGCAGUAGGAUGGGUGGAAUGUUUUGUGGUUCCAUUGCUGAACAAAACAACCACAAUGAGGUGAACACUUGCACUGCCAAAGGCACUUGUGAACAGUUGAGAGUAGGAAAUGAAGAGAGUCAGAAACAAAGCCAGGAUAUGGAUAAUUUUGAAUCCGAGGAGGGUGCCUGCAGCCUAUAUCAGCUAGAAAACAUUUGUCAGCCGGACAUUGGGUCAAAUAGCAACACGAGGGAUGAAGUAACAGAUGAAUUUGAAACCAUCAACACAGGUUCAGAGAUAUCACAGGAAGAAGUAGACAAUAAGGAUGUCAAAGAAGAAAAGGGGAUCACAGAUUUCAAUGCCAGUAGUUGUGGUAAGGACAGGAAUGAAGAAUUCAUUGAAAGUCAGCACACUGCAGUGUUUCAUAUUUAUAUUUGCACAGACAAACACAGACAGAAAUACACUUACUGCGAUUGA